UCCAAACCACACCUUCCUCCCUCUUAAUCUCAAAAUCGAGGAAUUAAUUAAACCCCCGGCCCAUUAAUAACAAUGCUUCCCCACAUGGCUUCUACUUCUUCCGCAACAAACUCUCCCCUCGCCUCUUUCACCGUCGAUUCUCCCAGCUUCCGACAACUCCGCCGCGACGCGGCCGCCCCACGCCGCCGGUCUCUCACUGUCAGGGCCCACAGCAGAUUCCCGGACCAAGGGUCGAGCGACGCCGUGGACGCGAAUCUGGGCGUGCUGAGGGACAGGAUCGAGGCGGUGCAGAUCAAGGAGCGGCUUGAGCUGACGUGUUCCGCCGUUCUCCGGUCGACGUCGUUGCGAAUGAUGACGAGGUCGCCUCCGCCGCCGCCGCAGUCCACGUCGGCGACCUGCAGCCGUGUCGAGCAAGGACGUAAUGAUAAUGAUAAUAAGAAUUACGGGUGGAAUUACGGUGGUGAUGAACAGCUCGUCAUGAAAUCGCGGCGGCGGUCGGAGAAGGCGGGGACGUUUGAAUUGGUCUACCAGGUUUUCCGGCUGGCGGCGUUGGUUUCGUCCACCGUCGGAGUGACCUGCCUCUCCGGCACUUGUCUGCUUUACCUCGUCUCCAUCUUCACUCAUCAUUUCGGCCAUUAUUAAAUAUCAGUACCUCAUUUUUUUACUUCGUUCCUUCUGCAACACUUUUUUUUUUCCUGAACAUUUUUUCAACCCUUUUACUAUUUAUUGUUAAUUAAGUAGUUAACUGUAAUUGCGUAGGUUUGCUGUAUUUUUCGGGUUAGAAAGGAAAAAAAGACAAAAAAAAAAAAUCGAUGGAGAUUUGCUGUAUUUUUCGUUUCCUUCUGCGGCAAGACUGUUUAUUACUAAGUUGCUGGAAUGAUUUGUAGAGGUACGUACUAGCUGGAUAUUAUUUAUUUAUUAAUUAAUUAAUUAAGAUUCAUUAUUGAGGAAGAAUAAUCCGGUUUCACAUUCAUCUUAUAGAAAUGAAUGGGUUGGACACUCGUUUAUGUGGAUGGAAGAACUAAGAGAAAAUGCAGACGACAUCGAUUUUUUUGUAAGCGAACGGAUUGUAUUAAAUAAUUAAGAACAACAACACAAGAAAGUAUCGAUGCACUGUAUCGCUGAGAGAAUACAACUAUCCACAAUAGUUGUUGAAACAUCAUGUAUGUGAUUGCCAUAAUCACUUCUUUGAUUACACAUUAGGCUACAUAUACAAAACCAAUUCCUCUGCAUUAAUCACCAUGAAGCAGCAUGUAUGUGAUUUCACAAUCAAAUAAAGGUUAAAGGGAUCAUUGAAUGAAAUUAUGCCUCUUGUUUUCAGUAUAUACUUGGAUAUGAUAAUAUCAUUGCAUCACUAAUUCACUAUUAUUUAUUUUUUUUAAUCUUUUUCAGUUUUCACGGCCAACUGUGUGGCUAGUGGCUACAUUGAGAUCAAUGUAUAUAAUUUCUUUUAUUUGCACAUGAUCCUAGGUAAAAUACAAUAUAUAUAAUCAAUUAUUGAUGGCAAUACUUUAGCGUCCGCUACACGUAAGUUUUUAAAUAUAAUAAUAAUACUUAACUGUUUCUUACUGCAUCAUCAGUUAUAAUGACUCGCCUGAUAAAGAACACGAAAGGGCAGAAGAGAAAACCAAAUUUCCAGCAAGGUCAAAGUAGCUUGGCCUGGGCCACAGAAUAUUUGCUGAGGGAGGUGAAAACUCCAGAUCUGCAAAAUCUGGAAAAAAAGACUAUAAUAAUGUUAUGUUGCCAUCUAAUGAAGAUUUGAUGAUCAGAAACUAAUACAAGUAUAACGAAGGGUGGUUUGAUAAUAUUUGCUUACGUAACUCUGUCCUCUAUUUUAAUUGGCUUAUAACCCGGCCUGUUGGCCGGAAUAUUCAUAUUUUAUUAUUUAUAUUUUCAUGUUACGUUUAAUUCUAUCAACCUGUUUAAUUUUAUUAACAAUCCUUCCAUCGAAAUGAUACAUAAAAAGAAAAAAAUAUAUAGAUCGAAUAUUUUGAGAAAUAUAAAAAUAUAUCAUUGAUCUCAUUUUCAAAAUGAUAAUUAAGUCCCCAGUAAAAUGUUAUUGGUUAGUUGAUUGUCAAGAAAGAUAGAGUAAAAAAGUUCACUGAAAAAUUUCCUCACGAAUCAUAGAUAGUUUGAAACUAAGGCCAUGUUUGGAGGAUGUGAUUUUCAUUGAUGUAUUUAAUCAAUACAUGAAAUCAUG
Linum trigynum is the source of this 2200-nucleotide messenger RNA. Lineage: Eukaryota; Viridiplantae; Streptophyta; Magnoliopsida; Malpighiales; Linaceae. The record is from the annotation of a GenBank genome assembly.